CGCCAUUGGCGGGCGGUUUGAAUGACGGAAGUGACGGGAGCUCGGCGAUGGCCGCCCCGCAGGCGCACAAACGGCUGUUGGGGCACUGGUGGGCCGCGGUCGCCGGGGCCGUGCGUGUCUGAGCUGCUGUUCCCGAUUCCGGGCCCCUGCUUUUCAGCAACUUUGUAUUUGAAGUACCCAGAAAUGAAAAGAAAGGUAGUGAAUGCUGGCAAGCUGAGAUUGAGUCCUAAUGAGGAAGCUUGCAUUUUAAAGGAAGAUUAUGAAAGACGACGAAAACUAAGAUUGCUGCAGGUUCGAGAACAAGAAAGGGGUAUCGCUUUACAGAUAAGAGAAGACAUAAAACAGAGGAGAAAUCAGCAAUUAACUCGUUUGGCAGAGGAACUAAGGACAGAAUGGAAAGAAUCACAAACUCAGAAAAUAAAGAACUUGGAAAAGCUAUAUUUGGCAAGUUUAAGAAGUAUGGGGGAGGGACACCAACAGGCCAAAGAAAAUGAACCUGAUUUGAAUGCUCUGGCACAGCGGGCAGCAGAAAGAAGAAGAAAAGCAGAAAUGAGGCAUAAAGAAGCUCUGAAAUUACAGAAAAAUAAAAAAGAAGAACUAGUGAAACAAAAAACCUGGCAUAUAACAGCUCGAAAGGAAGCACUCCUUGUGGAAAAAGAGAGAUCGGCCAAAAUUACAAGUCUGCCACCACCACCUCCAACUCUUUUUGAGAACAUUGAACUAAAAAGAACUUCUAAUGUGAAAACCGGCAGAUCCACCUAUCAUCAUCUUUGCGCUUUUGUGAAUAGAGAGAUGGACACAAAGCAGCCAGAUCCUCAUUUGGCUGCUGAAGAAGAAGCUAAAAGAUCGGAAGAACGACAAAAACAAGCAGCACAGGAGAGAGUGGAACAGUGUGAGAAGGCGCACGUACGGGGUUUCCAAGCAAUGAAAAAGAUCCAUUUGGCUCAAACUCAGGAGAAGCUAAUGAAAGAACUCAGACAGCUCCAGCAAGAGGACCUGGCACGGAGGAGGCAGAUGGUAGCGCGGAUGCCGCCACACCUGGUUGAGCUUCCGCACAAACGCAGUGAAAUGAAGGAAGACUGGCAGAGAGAGCUGGAAUUUGCCUUUGAAGACAUGUACAAUGCAGACAGGAAAGUGAAAGGAAACCUGAUUUUGCACCUCGAACCAGAACCUUUGCCCACUGUGACUGAUAAGAUCCAAGACGAAGAACUGGACCUUUCAAUGGAACAAGAAAGCCUAGGAGAAACUGAAAACAUUCCAGUGACAGAAGCCGAAACAAUAUGUUCUAGAGAAGCAGAUGUUCCCUUGGCAAUAAAGACCCACCAGGUCCCUUCAAAAAUUCUUUUUAAAAAAUUAUUAAAUAGGAUCCGAAGCCAAAAAUCUCUCUGGACAAUUAAAUCCACAUCUGAGGAUGAAAGUGAAGUGAUUACAACUCUUAGUGAAACUGAGAGUAAAGCACCAACAGUCGAAUCAGGAGCAACUGUUAGCGAAGAGAGAACGUCAUCCUCUGGGCAGGAACAAGUUGCUGAAAGUGAUACUUUAACAAUUGACUCCGGACCACUUACUAGUGAAGAGAAACCGCUUUCAUUGGAUACAGACUCUGAAAAGAAACAAGAAAUAAAGGAGGCUCAGCCUAUCACAGCUGUAGCUCAGAGUUCAAUUCUACUGCAUCCUCAAGAAGAAGCAGCCAGAAUUAGAAUGGCAGCAAGGCAGAAACAGAUAAUGGAAAUAGAAGAGCAGAAGCAAAAGCAGUUGGAAUUACUUGAACAAAUUGAACAACAGAAGUUACGAUUAGAAACUGAUUGCUUCAAGGCUCAGCUGGAAGAAGAAAAAAGGACAAGAACGCAGCAGACUGGGGUUGGCACUGCUCCAGCACCAUGCACUGUAACUUCUGAUGAAGAUAAUCAUAGGCAGAUGAUUCGUAACUAUCAACAGCAGCUUUUACAGCAGAACAGGUUUCACAGACAGUCUGUUGAAACAGCCAGGAAACAAUUACUCGAAUAUCAGACUAUGUUAAAAGGAAAGUACUCCUCCGGGUUAGCCACUUCGCGGAUAUCUGAAUCAAUGAUAUCAGUACUACCACAGAACUCUGAAAGACCCACUGUUCUGUCAGAGCAUUGGGAUCAAGGUCAGAGACCCAAGUUGAGCCCUAACAAAUACCAACCUGUACCAUCCAUACAGAUCUCCAAAUUAGAGCAAGAUUAUUUUCAGGUUCCAAGACAAAGUCUCUUUCCACAAAGACAGGUAGAAACAGACAGAUUAAUCACUUCAGAAGUUUUGGCCAAGCAGUGUUUGGAACCACAGGAACAGCCUAAGCAAGUCUCACAGAGUGAAGUACAACAGAGAGACUAUAAAUUGAUGCAUAAAGACUCUCAUACACUUCCAAAGCCUUGGUCACAGGGUAAGCUGCUCAUAAUACAGGACCCUAAAGAAGUAGCCCAAGUAUCUAGGGCAACAACUUUUCAAACUUUAGAUCCCCAGCAAAGGUUCUCAGAGAGCAAGGAAAGUAUACCCUCCAAGCUACCUGAACGUUCUUCAUUCCAGCCACUGGCAGCCGAGCAUGCUUUUAGUUCUCUUCCUGCUGCAGUUGAAUCUGGAAAAAUCCAGGAAUCCUUUUCAACCAUGAACAAAAGUACAGUUUCUGUAAGUCAUUCUGUAAUCAGCCAAAUGCAGGAUAAAUCUUUGCCAACCUCAGAGAAUAUCACAGCCCAGCUGGGUAAUUUGAAGGCUCUCCAAGAACAGUUAGACCUGCAGAAGGAAGUUCUUCGGUCAAGACAGGAAGCUCAGGAACGACUGCUUUUGUACAAACAGAAAGAAUUGGAAGGACAAACUGGCCUCUCUGUCUCCCUUCCAUUAGUAUCUCUGGAUUCAUUUGCUACACUGCCUUCUGCCAGGGCUGAAUUGGGAAGAGUCCAGGAAUCUUCUUCAACCAGGGAUGACACUGCAGUUCCCUCGUGCCAUCUUGGGGUCCCACGACUUCCAGAUAGGCUUUUAAGUUUUUCACAGCCCGUCUUAUCACAGCAAGAUAAUUUUAAGUUUCUCCAAGAACAGUUAAAUAUUCAGAGGGACAGCCUUCAGGCCAGGCGAGAAGCCCAGGAAGUAUCAUAUGUACAUAAACAGAGGGAAUUGGGUGGAAGAAUAUGGUCUGAACAGACUGCACCCCCUUCUCUCCCUUCUCAGGUAGCUCAGCAUACAUUUACUUCACUACCUACAGCUGGCACUCAUUCCGGAAAGAUCCAGGAGCAGUGUUCAUUGGAGAGUACGAAGGGACUUCUCUCAAGCCAGUCUGAAAACCAAAAACCUCAGGAUGGGUCCUUGAGUUUCCUACAGCAGUUCCUACCUUUGCAUGAUAGUUUGAAGUUGCUCCAAGAACAGGUGACCACACAGAGGGCUGCUCCUCAGGCCAGGCAGGAAGCCCGGGCAGAGUUGCUUUUGCGUAGACAAAGGGAUUUGGGAGACAGUAAGUCUGCGCAAAUGAGUUCUUCACUCCCAACAGCGGUUGCUCCGUGUUUAGUUGCUUCACAAACUCCUGCUAAAACUGAGCCUGGAAGAAUUCAGAGCUUUUAUUUAUCUGGAAAGGAGAGUGUUAUUUCCUCCAGUCAUCCGGUAAUCCCAGCAUUUCAGGAUGAGCUUCGUAGUUUUCCACAGUAUAACCUGCCACGGCAAGAAAACUUGACAGCACUUCAAGAACAGUCACACACACACAGGGUAAUGCUUGGUGCUGAACAAGAAGCUCAGGAAUUCAUACACAAACCACAUGAAUUAGAAAAAACAAUUUCUUCUGAACGGACUGGCCCCUCUUUAUCCCUGUCCCAGGUAGCCGAGUCUGAAAGAUUCCAGGAGUUUAUGUCAAUCCAGAGUGACAGUACAGUUCCCUUAAGCCAUUCUAAGAUCCCAAGAUUUCAGGAAGGACUUCUAGGAUUUUCACAACCUACACAACCUCUGCAAGGUAGGUUGGAGGAACACCAAGAAUGGCUGGACACAGAGAAGGCGGCCCUUCAUUUUAGCCAGAAAACCCAAGGAAAUGUAUCUUCGGAACAAACCAACUCCUCAUUCGGACCGCAGUUAGGACAGCCUUUAUUUACUUCGUUACCUUCUGCUGAAUCUGGUACGACCCAGGAGCCUCCUUCAACAGAGAGUGAUGGUAAGACUCUUUCAAGCCAUCUUCAGAUCCCACAAUUGCAGGAUAAGCUUUUGAGGAUAUCACAGCUUAUUCGGCCUCAACAAGAUAAUUUGAAGGCGCUUGGAGAAAGGUUAGCUACACAGAGAGAAGCUAUCGUUCAAUCUAGACAGGAAGCUCAGGAAGAAUUACUUUUGCACCAACAGAGUGAGUGGAAGCAAAGAAUAUCUCCUGAGCAGGUUGGCUCCUCUUCCUUCCUAUCCCCAGUUGUGCAGCGUUCAUUUGCUUCAUUACCUCUUAGUGAAUCUGGAAGAACCCAAGAACCUUGUUCAACUAAGAGUGAUAAUACAGCUUCCUCCAGACAUUCUGAGAUACCAGGAUUGCCUGACAGGCUUUUAGGUUUAUCUCAGCCUGUCUUACCUCAACAAGAUCACUUGAUCGGACUUCAGCAAGAACACUUGUAUGCACAAAGAAAUUCCCUUCCGUGUGGGAAGAAAACCCAGAAAGAAUUGGUUUUGCCCGGACAAUAUGAAUUUGAGGAAGAGUUAUCCUCUGAGCAUUUUAUCCAGCCUCACCAUGGUGAUUUGAAAGUACUUCAAGAGCAGUUAGAAAUACAAAGGAUAGCCAUUCGAUCUAGACAGGAAGUCCAAGAAGAAUUACUUUCGCAAAGACUAAGUAAACUGGAGAAAAGGGUAUCAUCGGAGCAGAUUGGCUCUUCAUUGUUAUCCCAGGUAGCACCGCCUGUGGCUGACUCUGAAAGAAUCCAGAAGCCUCUUGCAACCAGAAGUGACAGUACUGUUCCCUCGAGUCAUCCUGAGAUCCCAACAUCCCAGGAUAGACUUUCAAGUUCAUCACAGCCUGUUGUGCCUCCGCAGGAUAUUUUGACAGCACAGUUGGACUUACAGAGGGAAGUGGUGCAUUCUAAUGAGAAGGACCAGGAAGUACUGCUGUUAAACAAACAAACAAAAUUGACUGAAAGUGAAUCUUCUGAGCAUGCUAUUCCCUCUUUGUUUUUACCCACAGAAAGAGAGCAUUCAUUUAUUCCACUGCCUUUUGCUGAAAUUAAAUCUAAAAACAAUGGUCAAUUGUAUUCAUCUAAGAGUGAACAUGCAGCUCCCUCAAGCAAUUCUGUGAUCCCCAGAUUUCAAGAUCGACUUGUGUGGUUUUCACAACCUGUCUUAACUCAGCAAGAUAACGUAGGACUUCAGAAGCAGUUGGAUGUACAGAAGAAAGUUCUGCAUUAUAGCCAAAAAGCCCAAGAAGAAUUGCUUAUACAGAGACAGACAACAUUGCAGCAGCAGAUACAGAAACAUCAAGAGACUUUGAAGGAUUUCUUUAACUGUAGUCAGAUGAGUAAGCCCACGUCUGAAAGUGGUGUAGGAACUCAGAAGCUCAGAGAGUGGCUUCCUCAUCGCCAGGACCUAGCAGGAGAUGAUCAGGAAGGCGUUAGUCCUGCAAGUAGGAGCAGCUCUGGUGAUAAUCAGCGGCUCUCAGAAGAGAGUGGCGCCAAGCAAAGUGGCGAGUAUCCGGACAAAGGACUGGGCAGGAGAUCCUCAAAGCCACCUGUAGCAAAAGUGAAAUGUGGAUUGGACUUGAACCAACAUGAACUCAGUGCUAUACCAGAGGUAGAGUCGCCAGCAAGUGGCAGAACUUCUAUACUAGGUAAACCAGAUUUUUAUCCAGACAGGGACCCCCUAAGGGUCUCAAUAAGCCGAGAACAAAGUUUUGUUGGGAGCCCCCUGAACUGUGAUGCAUUUGGUUUUCUCUACCCCGUUGCCCAGGAGAACGUCUGUGGUGACGACUCCAAGGAAGCAGUCAAGGUCAAGGAAGCUGUGGCUGAGAAUCAUGCCAUAUUAAGCCAUGCUGUGGAGGAAGAACAUACACGUCUGAGUCCAACUGUGGAGCCAGAUCACGCUGAAACAGAAGAGAUUUAUCAUGAGCCAUUAUCAUCAGUAACUAUUUCUACUGGGAGCUUUUUAAGUUAUGAAAACACAGAUCUGAGCCUUACAGAUCCAGGGUCAUUUUCAGAGCAUGUGGACCCCAGGGAACAAGAAUCUACCACCGGUAAAGAAGACGAAAGAGAUAUUUUAAGUUCUAUACUUCCUUCAUCACAAGUUCUUUGUCAAAGGCAGGACUCUCAGGAAGUUCAUCAGCCUCUGUUGCCUGCAGUGGAAAAGUUUACACCUGUUGACCUUGACUUUCCAGAAUUGGAACACACUUUUCCACAUUUGCAUCGUCAGCUAUUUAAACCGUUAGAACCACAUCCAGAUUUUGAUAUAUCAUCAUCAUACUCUGGGAUUUCUCAAGACAGCAGAGACUUUUACCAGAACUCAGAUUCUUCCUGUGAAAGCCACCAUGCUGUUGGAGCAUCCGGAAGUACUGUUUCCUUUACAGCACUGAGAACCAGCCUGAAUUCUAACACAAGCCUGAACCAGCAACCGGACCUUCCUUUGGCUCAUGCUGCAGCUCAGAUAUUUGCUACAGAAAAGACUGAGGGAUCUGAACAAUCUUUUCAACAGCUUCUGCCAGAAUUUUCUUCUCAGGAGGGGAGCCAGCAUGUUGAUCUACCAAGUAUUUUUAGCAUUGAAGCAAGAGAUUCUUACCAAGGCAUGGAAAAUCAAUACUACUCCGAACAGACUGAAAUACAAAAUAAGAAAAAAAGUGUUCAUUUCCACCUCUGUGUAGGAAGUUUACAGAGUUCAGUCUUCAGUUCAUCUGAUGAGGCUAAUGUAUCUCACCCCCUAAGUUUACAGUACAGCACUCCCUGUGGGUCUGCCUCUAGUGAGUACUCAGUAAAAGCUCAACCAGAAGGCAGAAAAGAAAGACUGGGUUUUGAAGAAUCAUCAGAAAGAGGACUCGAUGGAGAAAAAAAUGAAACCCAUGGGGUUUUAAAUUCAAAUGUGGAGGAAAUGGAUUCUCAAUCCUGCACCAGAACAGUGGAGAUGGGAACUUCAGUUCAGGCACCAUAUUCUGUUCAGAAUGAAAAAUAUUUUGAGUAUUCAGCUAAAGCAGAAACUCCAAAAAUCCCAAGAAACCUUUCUCAACUAGCACAAUCAGAGCUGUUUUUAAGUUCUGGAUCAUUACAGAGCUCUAUUCCAAUGUGGGAGACAGAGUCUGGCCAUGGUAUAAUGGAAGAACCAGAGCUUACAUUAGUAAGCACUAGUGAUAUCAGUAUUGCUGAAAUGGAUUUUGCAAAUCUAACCCUAGAAGAAAAUAAAGGAAAUGAGGCAAAAAGCAGUUCUCAGGUGAGUGAAUUUCUGCCUCUUGUAUCAGAAACAGAAACCUUGGAUUGUCCAGAUGUAUCCGAACACUGCACGGAGGAGCCAGUGAUCGUGUCUGCAGAAACCUCUCCAAAGAUCAUAGCUCUACCUGGGAGCUUACAAGAAGCAUUUAUAAAGAGGAAAAAAUCAUUUAUGGAGAGAUCCUCCCAGAGACAAAAAGAAAUAAAGAAUAAAAUUCGUAUUCCUGAAAAUUCUCAAAUCAGCAUAGUUAAGGAGAAACCUACAGGCUCAUCUGUGAGUUGCCUGAAGGGUGUGAAUAAGGUUAAGGUUAGAGUGUCACUUCCUGAAGACAGAAAGGCUGCGCAAGCCCUCAUGCAUCAAAGGACCCUAAGAUCAUAUAAUCAAUUAGCUGAAGUCAAACAGCAAAGGGAAGAGAAAGCAAAGCAAGACGCAUAUGCCCAAAACAGAGCAAGGGCAAAAGAAUUUCAUAAGAAAACACUAGAGAAACUUCGAGCCAAAAAUACAUGCUGACUUUCUACUAAAAGUGUAACUUUUUUUUUAAAUUAUGUGUAACAUAGGCAAAAUUAUUUAAAGGUAAUAAAUUUUUAUUUAAGGAAUUUUACAUGUGAUUCCUUAUGCUGCCAGUCGCCAUAGUUCCUCCAAAGUCAGAAUCAUAAUCUUCAAAACAGUCCUGAGAACAAGAGUAUAUACAUUGGUUAAACUUGAGAGACUUCUUUCCCACUUGACCAAUCAUGGAUAGAAGCAGCUAAAUCUUGUAUCUCCUCAGGAAAACAUAGCACUAUUGAGUAACUAUUACAUCCUAUGGAGAACUCCAAUAUUUGGUCACAGCGUUAAGAGCUCUUGGUUUUAGUCCCACAAGCCCUCUUUGAAAUGACCUAGAAGUUAUUUUUUCAAAUGUGUACAUACCUUUUAAAAAGAACUUGUUCAAUCCACAGUUGUCACUGUCAGUCCUGUAUAACAGAACAUAAAAGUUAAGGUUCCAUUUCCAGAGAUGACCAUGUAAACUGAAGCCAGCCUCCCUCUGUUAGAUCUAUUAUAUUACAAGUUGCAUGGUUAUUAGCAACACAGAAAGAUUAUGCAAAAGACAUCUGCAAGAGUAGAGAUCUAGACACACACUGUUCGAUAUACUAGCCACAUAUAGUCAGAUGAGAAUUUGAAAUAUGGCUUGUGUUACAUUUAUACUGGACAGUGCUGAGCUAGGCAAUGGAAAUAGAAAAGGGUUGAAAAAAUGUUCCCAAUAGGCUGAAUGCUAACAAAGUAGCAGAAAGAAAGAAAACCUAGUGGGAUAAUUUUUUUGUGGUCAUGUCCACAGCAAAUGAGAAACUGCAUUCUCAAAGCCUUGGUAAUGACCAUUAUGCCAUUUUAUGGUAGAAGAUAGAGAAUUAACUUGCCAGAGUUCUUUUCGGUUGGGCUUCUUGGAUCAUCACUUGAAUAUGGACACACUUCAAAAACUCCCCACCUAUGGAUUUUCAAAAUGCAGUUAAUUAGGUUCCCAAGUAUCCUAAAACCCAGUUCUGAACUAUGAUGUGCUGGAAAUUACAGACUUAAAACUACAAAGUUGGAAUAAUUGUUUUCAAUCCAGUCCGUUUAAAUGUUGGGAACAAAUGUAUUUAAAAAUAAAGCUAUAUUCAUUUGCAUUCAAUACCCUAAUUGACAUGAAAUGAUUAACGGAUUAUUAACUCCAAAGGUAACUAUUCGUGUUUCAGUUAACUUUUACUUUAGAGCUUUUGCUGGAAAGUACAGCACAGGUUUUGUUUGGAUGGAUGUUCAGAAAGGCUACUUUUCAUUCAGUGCAUUCAGAGCAGUUGAACAUUUUGCCCAUCAUCAUAACAUCACAAAUCACUGGCCAACACUAUUAAACACCCAUUGUGGCCUUUUAACAUCUAGGGUUUUCUGUUUUUUUUUUAAGUGGUGAGAUAAUUAACUACCAGGAUUACUUGCUGUUAAAAUUAGGUAAAUAAAUGGAUUCCAUCUCCUAUAACAUAAGGCUUGAGAGGAAAUCUUACCUGUAAUCUUUGGAAUCCAAUGUCUUUACUUCAGGGCCCUAGAAAUCAAAUUGUAGAAGUACACCGAUUGCUAUUUUGGCGAACAGAUCGAAAAUUAUCCCUUAAUUGUUUCUAAUGCUGAAAAGUCUUGUUACUUCCACCUACACUCCAUGAGCCUAACAGAAAAUGUUACAGGCCUCAUUGUCACCACAGCAAUAAACUUGUUGUGAUGGAAGCAUAACCUGUGUCUCAAUGUAGCCACAUUAACAAUUUCUGGACACCAAGAACGACAGUGCCCAUUUCCAUCUAGAAUGAGGCUUUAUAAAAGUUCCUCUCAAGCUUAUAAUCUAAGACUUCUGCGUCUUUACAGAAGUCCCGCUGUUUGGCUAACCAGAUGCUGUCACUAAAAAAAAGCAGCCACUAGAAACAAAUAUAAAAAGCCUUACCCCUUUAGGGUCUGAGCCUGCAUCUGCCUGGUUCUCAAUUUCAAACACCCUAAAAAAAA
Molecule: messenger RNA, 9852 nt
Organism: Ailuropoda melanoleuca (giant panda)
Lineage: Eukaryota; Metazoa; Chordata; Mammalia; Carnivora; Ursidae
Gene: CEP295
Product: centrosomal protein 295
Exons: 30
Coding region: 22-7872 (2616 amino acids)
Biological process (GO): regulation of centriole replication
Cellular component (GO): cytosol; centriole; centrosome
Source: RefSeq, a predicted model, not a curated record